AUGAAGUUCGCCCAUUCUUUAAAAUUUAAUGCUGUACCUGAUUGGUAUUACUUGAAAUAUUCAACAUUGAAAAAAACCAUAUAUGAGUUACAACAAGAUCAAAUUGCGUAUAAUGGGAACCAAGACCAAGGGUAUAUUGUUGGAAAAGAAACGACCACUGUAACUGAAUUGGUGGACAAUUUCGAAGCCAAUUAUUCAGCUUCUUCGCACACGCUAAGUAGUAAUAACAAUAACGAUUCCAUUGAGGAAAGUUCAGACAGUUAUAACGAUAUUAACGAUGCCAAGACAACCGCAAAUGCAGGAGGCAUGAAGAAUCGGUUGGCCAAGAAACUUAAUUUGUUGCAAAGACUUAAAAAGAAUAAACUUAUCUUGGAUAGUAAUAACAGUAGCAGUGCUAGCGAGAUUGAGCUAAACCACAUUGAUCUCGAACGAAAUAAUAAAGAUGCCAAGGAGGCUAGUGAAAAUGGAGAUGCGUAUUCGUAUACUGCUGAAGUUGACAGUUUAUCAAACGACACUGCCUCUUUCAAAAAUGUUGACGAUGUGAUUACACAAUUUAUUAAUGAUCCCAACGAGUCCUUUGCUAAUCCAAACUCAUUGGAGUUUGAUCCAUUACAUGUAUUCACCAAACAGUUGUUGAUUGAAUUGUCGAAAAUCAAUGACUUUUAUAAGGGCAUCGAAAAGGAUAUUUUUGAUCAAUAUGGUCGAUUGAAUAGUGAAAGUGAACAACUUCGGAUGAAGCAGGCUUUGGAAUCUGAGCCAGAAAUCAGGCACAUCCAUAGUAGUAGUAUAGAUCAUCAUCACAGUCACGACCCAGAACACCAUAAUGCUGAUUUGGAGAAACAAAGCGUUUCAGUACAAGUUGUACACGAUGAUUCCGAUGAGGAAGAUGAUGACGAUGAUGAUGACAAAAAUAGUAACACCGAUUCAGUAUUACUUGACGAAGCCCAUUUCAAUGAGAAUCAUAAAUAUUCAGUCACAAAGAAGAAACAGUGUUUGGCAAUGUAUAUUCGAUUGUCCGAAUUGAAAUCAUACAUUGAAUUGAAUCGAGUUGGGUUUGCCAAAAUUUGUAAGAAAUUUGAUAAAGUUUGUGGGUAUUCAAUAACUCAAGAUUUUUGUCAGCAUUUCUUGCCUUUACAUUCAUAUGUAUUCCAACCACAAACAAUUGAAACUAUUGACACCAAACUCGACCAAGUUGUACGAAUUUAUGCGUUUUCCUUGGGUAAAUUAUACUCCCAUAGCACUAAACAUGACUUGGAGCCAAUUAAGAACGACUUACGCUCUCAUUUACGUGAUCAUAUUGUAUUUGAAAGAAAUACCGUUUGGAAAGACUUGUUAUCCUUGGAAAAGCAAUCGUAUAAUCUAGACUUGGAUGAGAAUGCGGUCCAAAGCAGCAAGAUUGGUGAAGAAGGUAAUGUCACCAACUCGUUGAUGAAGAUGAAGAUGAGGGAAAUUGAACUCCCCAGGUAUUUAAGUGGCAAAACUGUUUCACUACCAGCCUUUUUGUUUACAACUCAAGUUUUGAAAAUUGUCAUAACGGCAGUGGUGUUUAUCAUUUUAAUGACCAUCAAGACAUUUAAUGACCCAGUUCAGGGAAGAAGUUUGGCUGUCUUGGUUGCCUGUGCCAUGUUGUGGGCAUCUGAGGCUAUUCCAUUACAUACAACCGCCAUGUUUGUUCCAUUACUUGUUGUCACCUGCAAAAUUUGCAAAGUCAGUGGCACUGAUGAGCCAAUGACAGCUUCUGAUGCUUCGCUGUAUAUUCUUGGUACAAUGUGGAAUUCAACGAUUAUGAUUUUACUUGGUGGGUUUACCCUUGCUGCUGCGUUAUCAAAAUACAAUUUGGCCAAGAUUCUUUCGUCAUGGAUCUUAGCUGCUGCCGGGACCAAACCAAGAAAUAUUAUUCUUGCCAACAUGAUUAUAUCAAUGGUCCUUUCCAUAUUUUUGUCAAACACUGCAGCGCCAGUCAUUGCAUUGAGUUUGGUUAGACCAAUGCUCAAGACCAUUCCCUCGGACCAUCCAUUUACCAAGGCAUUAAUUUUGGGUAUUGCAUUUGCUUCCAAUUGUAGUGGUAUGCUGUCGCCAAUCAGUUCGCCACAAAAUGUUAUCGCAUUACAAGAAAUGACACCCAACCCAGGUUGGCAGAUGCUUGAAGUUAGUUUGCCCACUACAAUUGUUGCCGUUUUCUUUAUUUGGUUGUUGCUCAUUUCAACAUUCAAGAUUAAUACUCUCAAGUUGACUAAGAUCUCCCCAAUUAGAGAAAGAUUGACAACCAAGCAAUACUUCGUCCUUUUGAUCUCAAUCAUUACUAUUCUUUUAUGGUGUGUUAUUGAAAAAAUUCAAGUUAAUUGGGGUUCAAGUGGUAUUGUGACUUGUUUUGCCUAUGUAAUGUUUUUCGCCACAGGAUUACUCACAGUUGAUGAUUUGAACAACUACCCGUGGUCUAUCAUUGUGUUGGCGAUGGGUGGUAUAGCCUUGGGUAAAGCCAUUGGUUCAUCUGGUCUUUUGUCAACAAUUGCCAUUGCAUUGCAAAAACGUAUUAUGGACUAUAGUGCCUAUGUCAUAUUGCUUAUUUUUGGUGUCAUUGUCCUUGUGUUUGCCACGUUUGUUUCCCACACAGUGGCGGCAUUGAUUAUUGUUCCAUUAGUUAAGGAAGUCGGUGAUGCUUUACCUAAACCACAUCCAAAUUUAUUGAUUUUAGGUACGGCUUUAAUUGCAUCUUGUGCAAUGGCAUUGCCCACUUCAGGGUUCCCCAAUGUGACUGCCAUUAGUAUGAGGGAUGAAUUGGGAAGACCUUACCUCACUGUGAAUCAGUUUAUUUCAAGAGGUGUGCCAGCAUCUAUUAUUGCAUAUUUGUGUGUGAUUACCAUUGGAUAUGGAGUUAUGUCAUCAAUUGGUUAUUAG
Messenger RNA from Lodderomyces margitis, 2898 nucleotides. It is a transcript of the gene PHO87, whose product is annotated as SPX domain-containing inorganic phosphate transporter. Gene Ontology annotation, cellular component: membrane. Bases 1 to 2898 code for a protein of 965 amino acids. NCBI's taxonomy places the organism in Eukaryota, Fungi, Ascomycota, Pichiomycetes, Serinales, Debaryomycetaceae. Gene Ontology annotation, biological process: phosphate ion transport; monoatomic anion transmembrane transport; polyphosphate metabolic process. The transcript has a single exon. The record is from RefSeq and is a predicted model, not a curated record. Gene Ontology annotation, molecular function: phosphate transmembrane transporter activity.